This is a messenger RNA of Mesorhabditis spiculigera, 1467 nucleotides long. Lineage: Eukaryota; Metazoa; Nematoda; Chromadorea; Rhabditida; Rhabditidae. The record is from the annotation of a GenBank genome assembly.
AUGGCCAUUGAUGCUGACGCCGACUUCAACCAGGCCGGCCAGAUCUGCUCUCUUAUUGGCGGUCGACUAAUCCAGACGAAGAAUCAGUUCGAGAAUAUCGUGGCUGGAUCCCAGCUUUUUGAUGUCCUUGCUGGCAAAUCCACCUUCAUCGGCAUUCGCAGAAUUAAUGGAACUUGGAGCUACGCCGAUGGAACACCAUUGACGUUCCAGAAGUGGAAGAGCGCGAAUGAAACGAACCAAGUCGGUUUUGACUGCGCGAUGAUGCAGGGCAACGACUUCUCGUGGUAUUCGACAAAGUGCGAGCUGAAGUGGCCAUUCAUCUGCACUUUUCCGGAUGGAAGGGAUGGAAACUGCCCAAACGGCUGGAAAUUCUACCAACGCACCAGCUCCUGCUACUGGACUCCGGCCCAAGGCGCUCACCUCGUCUCGAUUCACAGCGACCAGGAGAACAGAUUCGUGCUGAACCUUGUUGCGUCGGUGCGCCAAAAUCAAAACGUGCAGAACUGCGACCGGAAGCCGUUCAACCAGGUGCUGAUCGGCCUCAACGGCACCGGAACCGAGCACUGGACCGAUGGCUCGGCUUUUGAUUAUGAUCACAGGAACAGUGGAGCUUACACUUAUGGGUUCGUCAACGACCCGCUGUGCUACCAGGACGAGUUAUCACUUUCUACCUUACUGCUGGCCAUCAUCUCGGCCAAGUACUGCCCGCCCGGCUCGAUCGACUACAGCGAUGGGAAGGAAUGCGUGAUGGUCAUUGAUGCCCGAGCUGACUACGCAACCUCUCAACGUCUCUGUGGUCUUAUGGGAGGUCGCCUAAUCCAAGCACAAAAUCAAUUCGAAAAUCUUGUAGCUGGAUCCCAGGCCCUUGAUGUCCUCAGCGGCCACGCCGCGCUGAUCGGCGUCAUCCAGCUGAACGGAACUUGGAUGUACGGCGAUGGGACGCCGUUGAAGUACUCGAAGUGGAAGACGCCUAAUGAGCCUACCCUACCCGGGCAAAACUGUGCCUACAUGCAGGGAAACGACUUUGCCUGGUAUUCGACGAAAUGCCAGCUGAAGUGGCCUUUCAUCUGUACCAUCUCGGAUCAAUCGGAUCUUCGCUGCCCCACCGGCUGGAGCUUCUACCAGGGCACCGGAUACUGUUAUUACACCCCGGGCUACGGAGCGCACCUCGCUUCGAUUCACAGUGCCACGGAGAAUCGAUUUGUUUUGAACCUCCUCCAAACUGCUCGCGAAAAUCAAGGAGUCGCCCUAUGCGGUAGCGACUCGUCGAUGUCGAUUUUGAUAGGACUCAACGGAACCGGAAAUUACCAUCAUUGGACCGAUGGGACGCCGUUUGACUACGAUAGAAGGAAUAGUGGAGGAUAUACCUAUGGGAUCGAAAACGACCCCCUGUGCUACAAUGAACGCUGGCUGAACUGGGACAAAGAUUCCGUAUACGGUAGCUAUGUCUGCAAGAAGAUGGCUGUC